AUGACUGCUUCUGUAAUUGACCUAAGGCCUUUACCAAACAUGACAUCAGAACGAACGGAAACGAAUCAUCAACAUCAGUCAUAUCGUAAAUUAGGUACUCAUGCUUUGAACAAGACUGAUGAACAUUGUCGUUCAUUGUUCAAUCUUUUACCAACAUCACUACGUCCUCGUCAUUAUUAUCAUCAUCGUCAAACAUCGAAUAAAAAAGGCGUUGAUGCAUCAACAGCAACGCAACCAUCAUCAUCAAACGAUAUUAUUCGUACUGAUUACGAUUCUGGUUAUAUGUCACAAAGUCUUCUAAAUCGUACAUCAUCUUAUGCAUCAUGUUACUCAGCUGUUGCAACAAUAAUGCCAAUAUCAUCAGUAACUCGACAUGGAUCAAUUGAAAGUUUAUUACAUGGACAUUCAAAAUCAAAUCCAGCAAAUAUACGUAUUAUUGUGCAAAAAAAAUUUGAACCAUUUGCUCAAGCACAUAUUGCAGUUACAAAAGACACAAUUGUUACAGCAUUAUUUUCACGUGGACCAUGGCUUUAUGUACGUAUAGAUUCAAAUGGUAAAACAGGUUAUAUUCCACGUAUAAUAUGUUCAUUAUAUGAUAAUCAAAUGAUUACAGCAAAUAAUUUAUCAAUAUCAUCAACAGAUUCAUCAUUUAGUAAAGAUGAAGAAAUAAAUAUCGCAAAAAUAUCUUCAAAAAAUGAAAAAGAUUUUCAUUAUUCAUAUAAACAACCAAUAAAUCGAUAUUUAUCACAUAGUUCUGCUAUAAUUAAUAAUAAUAAUAAUAAUACAAAUCAACGUAUAGGACAAAUAUCUUUUGAUGAACGUGAAAGACGUAAUACAUAUACUUUACCAAGACCACCACGAUCAAAUUUAUCAUCAUCAAAAGAUCGUCGAUUAACAGUUAGUUCUAUUAAUUAUCCUUCAUUAUCAAAUAAACAACCAUCAAUUAAUAUAAAUAAUGAGACAGCAACAACAUCUACAACUAAUAAUAAUAAUACUAUAAUAGCAACACGUGAUACAGAUUCAUCAAGUACACAAGAUUCGGGUUAUUCAGAAUCGACACCUUUUUUUCUUGUACAACAACCAACACCAGAUAAUGAACAACCACCAUCACAUCCAAUAAUAAAUACAUCAAAAAAACCUCUUUCAACACCACAUUAUGCAACUGUUCGACGUUCAGCAUUUCUUAAAAUUCCGGAUUCAAUUAAUCCAAGUCAACCACAUCAAAAACAAUUACAUUCAACUCGAAAUCAUCGACAUACACUUCUCAAUGGUAUAUCAAUGAAUGAUAUGAUUAAUAAUGAUUCAUCUAAACGUCAUACAUUUGGUACAUUUGAUAGAAAUAACCAUAAAGAUAUUUCAAAAGAAAAUUUAAAUUCAAAAAUAUCAACAAAUAAUUCUGUUAAUCGUUUACGUGAUUUUGCUUUAAUAAGAAAUGUUCGUCAAGAUAAAUCACAAUCACAACAAAGAAUUCGACCGUCAAUAUAUAAUUUACCUAAAAGUCAUAUACAAAUUCCCGCGAGUAUUUUUUUAAAUCAUCAUCGACAAAAACAACAAUUCGGAAGUUCUCAUAGUGCUUUUCGACCUGUUCAACCAACAACUAAACAUAAACGAGCAUCAAGUGAAGGUCAUUCACCAUCAAUAUCAACAGCGUCAUCAUCAUCGUUAUCACCAUUAUCAUCAUCAAAUUCAUCUUUAAAUGUUGAAAAACAUUUUUCUAAACGAAGACGUUUAUCAUGUGAUUUACCUGUUCCAUUAUUAUCAAAAUUAAAUUCAAAUAGUUUAACACGUUCUGUAUGUGAUCAAUCAUCAUCAGUAAAAUUAAAUCAUUUUUCUCGUACAAUGAGUGACAUAUUAUGCGAUCAAUUUAGUGAAAUAAAUAUUGAUGCAAUUGAAAAAGAUUCACUUAUUCAUCAUCAACCAAAAAAAAUACAAAAUUCUAAACAUUGUUUAUUUACAAUAAUAAAAGAUUAUCGUAGUUCACGUGCAUCAUUUUCAGUACAACGUGGUGAUUGUGUUUAUAUACUUAAACAAAUUGGACAAGCAUGUUAUCUUGUUCGAAAACAAACUAAUGGACAAAUUGGAUUUUUACCUAAAACAUUAUUACAACCAGCAACAUCAACACGAGUUGAUACUUUUCUUGAAACACAUGGAUUUCGUGAGACGGUUAUUUAA
Rotaria sp. Silwood2 is the source of this 2172-nucleotide messenger RNA. The record is from the annotation of a GenBank genome assembly. NCBI's taxonomy places the organism in Eukaryota, Metazoa, Rotifera, Eurotatoria, Philodinida, Philodinidae.